AUGAUCACUACAACUAUUCAAACUACAAUCUCAAUAACAACUGAUAGUAUUACACAAUCCACUCCUAUUCCAGUUUCUAACUUUUGUGAUAAUGCAACUCACAUUAAAUGGAUUAAUGGUACUUGUGUUACAAGAGAGUUUGCACAAACAUCAGCCAUUCUUAUAAUCUUCAGUAAUUCUUCUAAUGAUACUGAAAAAGCUGAUGCUCUUGCAAUAUAUGUAACUUCAAUUACUAACUCGAAUGCAACAUCAAACUCUAAUAAUACUUUAACAAUCAAGCAAAUUAAUGAAAUAGUUGGUAAUUUAAGCAGUGAUAAUUAUAGAGUAAAUUCUAAUGAUACAAUUCUUAUUAUGACAAAACCAAAUCGAGAACCUAGCAAAGAAACAAUAAUAGGAGUUUCAUUUGAAGAUGGUUUUGGUGGUACAGUUGUUGAUACCAGCAAUAGAAAUAAUGUAAUAAAUUCAAAUUUAUCAGCUGCUGGUAUUGUUACUGUUCAGUCAUUAAAUGAGGCUAAAUCUUUCAAUAUGUUUAUAAUAAAUGAUCCAACUCCGUUUCAAGAUGUAGAUAAUACAAGUAAUAGAACACUUUCAUCAUCAGUUGUUUUUGCUACAAUACAAGGAGCCGAUAUGAAUCGAAGAAAUAUAACAAUUGAUUUGUUUUUUCAAGUUUUAAAACCACCUAAACCAACUGAAGAUGUAACAUAUUUUUGUUCAUUUUAUGAUACAAAUACUUUACAAUGGAAUGAAUUCGGCUGUACUGCACCAAUAUAUAACACAAAAUUUGAUCGAUAUGAAUGUCGGUGUUAUCACUUAACAUCUUUUGCUCUUGUUUGGUUACCGAAAUCUUCAAAAACAUCACAACGUACUUCACGAGCAGAAUUAAAUGAUCAAGAUAACGCAUCAAUUGCAUUUCAAGUUAUUUCAAUUAGUUGUUUCAUAGCAGUUGUUAUUCAUGGCAUUGCUAUUCAUUUUAUUAAUCCACAGAAAUUUAUUAAACUAAGAUUAUUAAUUCCAUUAAUAUCGUGUGUAGUUACAAUGAUACUUUUUAUUUUUUAUAUUGCACUUGGUUUAACAGUUUAUUCCAGAUUUUCACAAUUGAAUACUACUUCUUCUAGUGGAAAUCUUCCUAAUCGAGGACGAAGUUUUAAUGAAAAUUCUAAUGAAAUAAAUUUAUUGGAAACUAAAUUAAAUUCACAAACUGAUUCUUCAUCAGGAAAUUCAUCUCUAUCUCAUAUUCCAUGUUUACCAAAUGAACAUGCUUUAAUGUUCAUUGUUUUUUUCUUUAUUAUUUUUAUGUUUGGUGUAAAAACUAGUUUUGGUUAUUACAAUUAUCGUCAUUAUGUUCAAUUUUAUCCUCCACCAUCACUUCGAAAUCUUUCUAUUACUAUUGGUAUUUCUUUUCUUACUGGUAUAAUAUAUAUGGCUAUUGCAGCUGGAAUUAAUUCUAAUCCAUCGAAUGAAUUUUCUGAAAUAUAUUUAGGUAAAAUUUGUUGGUUUAAUCGCAGUGUUAUUCAUUAUUUUUUAACUAUACCAAUAUGUUUAUUUCUUGCAACAAGUAUAUUUCUGAUUAUUUGGGUCGCUAAACGUAUGAUUACUCAUGCUAACGAAACUGUAUCAGAUAUUGUUAGACACAAUCGAAGAAAACAAUGUUUAAUCGUUGUAUUAAUAUCUUGUGUUACUCAAGGUCUUGGUUGGCUUUUUGGUCCAUUGAUGUUAAUUGCUGAUCCGAAAUCUGGUGAAGUAUUAGGAUGGCUUUUUGUUAUCUUUAAUGGAUUGGAAGGCGUUUGGAUUAUAAUUUUGUAUAUUAUUGCUCGAAAAGAACAUUUAGAUGAAACUCUGCGUGGCAAAUACACAAAAGACAUACAACUCAAAGAGAUUCCAGCACGAGAGCCUAAGCCAGAUGAUCCGAAUACUGACAGAAGACCUCCAGAAUUGAAAGAUUUAAGAAGUGAUACACCACGUCAUUCAUUUGCUGAUCUAGCACAAAUAAAUAUGAUUAAUUAUGGCUAUCCUGACGAUAACAGUGAUUAA
Rotaria sp. Silwood2 is the source of this 2031-nucleotide messenger RNA. The record is from the annotation of a GenBank genome assembly. NCBI's taxonomy places the organism in Eukaryota, Metazoa, Rotifera, Eurotatoria, Philodinida, Philodinidae.